Messenger RNA from Anopheles merus, 1450 nucleotides. RefSeq lists its product as uncharacterized. The record is from RefSeq and is a predicted model, not a curated record. Bases 77 to 1402 code for a protein of 441 amino acids. The transcript has 2 exons. NCBI's taxonomy places the organism in Eukaryota, Metazoa, Arthropoda, Insecta, Diptera, Culicidae.
GAUGCAGCUUUAUCCAUUGCUCUGUUUUUUCAUUAUCUCUAGCCGGGUCUUUCUUCUACCGUGAGGAAUUCUCCGAAUGCAACGUGUUUCGAGAUGUAUUGUGUGGUGUUUCGCUGUUCAUUGUUCUCAGUUCUCGCCUGCGAAUUUGUGUGGUCUUGACAAGUACAUGCCAUGGGUUAAUGUGUUUAGAUUGGCUCAUGGGUUGGUGCUGUUCAACAGAUUCCAUUUUAUUUCAUCGGACGAACGGCGGCUAAGAGAACUGAACCUAGGACUUUUCCUGAUCUAUGACCGUGUUUCAUUUAUGUGUUUAUUUUUAGGUGGUGCCACAGCAAUGGCGUUUUGUGUCGUUGAAACCCAUGGUCCAAAAGGCCAUGGAGAGUUGAGUGCAGUUCCAAGUUCGUGGGUGCAGGGAACCAGUUCAGGAAAGACGUACUUACUUUGGCCAAAUCAAAACAUACGCGACAUUUCAACAUUAUUAUGUGAUGCUGAAAGUGUUCCUUCUAAAGGAUGGUCCAGGCAGCAGUGUAUUAUGAAGCGAAAUAACAUUCAGAAUUACGCUGAUGCUACUAAAAUAAUGGCAGAAAUGUCCGGAGAUUCAUCGAGCGAUUAUGAAGCGAUGGCAGCCGCAAAAAAAAAAGUUCCAUCUUAUAAAGAUAUGUUUUCCCAAAAAGCAUUAGAAAACAUAAAUCACACUAUUGAAGAUAGUGUGAUAGAAUCAAAUGAAUGCAAAGAAUCAGAAUAUUUAGACAUGCUUGGUGAUGUUACGCAUACUGAAGAGGAAUGGUUAAUGCACCAAGAAGGAAUAGAAGGAAAUUGUCAACGUUGCAAAACGUUUAGAGAAGAGGAAAAAUGGGCUCUACAGCAGUUGUUGGAAGGCCAACAGAAAAUGUUUAAAAGAUUAGGAGUUAUUGAACGCCAGCUGGAUGUAAUUUUGAAUAGCCAUAACAAGCACCAAACUACUACAGCGAACAGAGCAUUCCAAACAAUAAGCAAUGAAGAAGACUUAGACUGCUUCAACAUUAAGCUAGUUAAUGAAGAAUAUUUUGAGGAAGUCGUAACAAAUUUGAUUUCAUUGGUCAGUGACAUCGACCCUGAAAGUAGAAUGUUGAGUACACUCGACUUAAUUUUUGAUAAAGAAUUCUUAACUACAUGCAGCUGGACUGGAGUAGGCAAGAGUUGUUCCAAAAUUCCAAUAAUAGCUUACAAAAAUGUUCAAAAACUUUUUCAAAGAGUAGGAAGCACACAGAACGUAGUAGUUUCAGAUGAGAGUGUGACACAGUUUUUUAUGAAAAAAUUGAAACAUGCUAAACAAAGAUUCCUUAAUAUUCAGGGUAUAAGAAAACCAACGUCGCAUAAAAAGACAAAAAAAUACUUUAUAGAUGAAAAUGAUAACAUUUGUUAAACACUUGAUUACAUUGUAGCCAUCUAAUUGAAUUCGGAAUUGAUUGAA